GAGGUCUGAAUGUUUAAAGAGCCGGGGUCAGCUGACAGACUCCGGCCGGGGCUGAUUUGGGACUAGGGUCUCCGCUGCUGUGGAGAGAUAUGACAAGGGAACAACCGGACACAGAGAUCCGGGGCAGACCCGGGAGACCGCGUAUGCCGGGCUCCAGAGAAGGUUGUGGGUUUCGGCUGUUUGCCGGGUUCUUCCAGCUGCUGUUGUCCCUGACAGUAUUGGAGGCUGGGGCUAAGAAUGACUUCAGUCUGGUACAACCAAUAGUGACAAUGGAACAGCUCUUAUGGGUGAGUGGGAGGCAAAUCGGCUCAGUGGACACCUUCCGCAUUCCGCUCAUCACAGCCACUCCUCAGGGGACUCUUCUCGCUUUUGCUGAGGCCAGAAAAAAGUCUGCAUCUGAUGAGGGGGCCAAGUUCAUUGCUCUGCGAAGGUCCACGGACCAGGGUAGCACAUGGUCUUCCACAAAAUUCAUUAUGGAUGAUGGGGAGACAGCUGAUGGGCUGAACCUGGGGGCAGUGGUGAGCGAUGUUGAGACAGGAGUAGUGUUUCUUUUCUACACUCUCUGUGCUCACAAGGUCCACUGUCAGGUGGCCUCUACCAUGUUGAUAUGGAGCAAGGAUGAUGGCAUUUCCUGGAGCCCACCCCGGAAUCUCUCCCUGGAUAUUGGCACUGAAAUGUUUGCCCCUGGACCAGGCUCUGGCAUUCAGAAACAGCGUGAGCCUCGGAAGGGCCGGCUUAUCGUGUGUGGCCAUGGCACACUGGAGCGAGAUGGUGUCUUCUGUCUGCUUAGUGAUGACCACGGUGCUUCCUGGCGCUACGGGAGUGGGGUCAGCGGCAUCCCCUAUGGCCAGCCCAAGCGGGAAAAUGAUUUCAACCCUGAUGAAUGCCAGCCCUAUGAGCUCCCAGAUGGUUCAGUCAUCAUUAAUGCCCGGAACCAGAACAACUACCACUGCCACUGCCGGAUUGUCCUCCGCAGCUAUGAUGCCUGUGAUACACUAAGGCCACGGGAUGUGACCUUUGACCCUGAGCUGGUGGACCCUGUGGUAGCUGCAGGAGCAAUAGCUACCAACUCCGGCAUUAUCUUCUUCUCCAAUCCAGCCCAUCCAGAGUUCCGAGUGAACCUGACCCUGCGCUGGAGCUUCAGCAAUGGUACUUCAUGGCAGAAAAAGACUGUCCAGCUAUGGCCAGGGCCCAGUGGCUACUCAUCCUUGGCGGCCCUGGAGAGCAGUGCUGAUGGAGAGGAGCAGGCCCCCCAGCUCUAUGUCCUGUAUGAGAAAGGCCUGAAUCACUACACAGAGAGUAUCGCCAUGGCCAAAGUCAGUGUCUAUGGGACACUCUGAGCUGUGCUCUACCCCAGGGGUAGAAGGUCCUAACUCUGCCUGCAGAACCAUGGAUCUAAGAGAGUCUGCUGGGAGUACCUAAAAGACAGUUCCAUCUUCCUUUGGAUUCUAGCUUUUUUUACAAAAUCAACUUCUUUUUGACAGGGAAAUCACUCCGUUAGGACUAAAAGCCCAGCUUCCUCUCCCACACAGGAAGUUCUGCCCUUACCUGGGGGCACUUCUUUUACAUAUCGCUGGGUAUGGUGUCCCCUUACCCUUUCUGCCCUUCCAGGAUAGUGACUGGUUCUUUUUGUGGGCAGGGCUGGGUUGGCCCAUAGAUUUGAACAAAUGUGAACUCAGGGAACUAGGAGAAGGCUGAGCUUUCUUUUAGGGGUUGGAAUAAAGAGGAUUGUGAAAGUCCCUAGAGGGCAAGAUACUUGGUUUCGGGGUAAGGAACCAGGUGUACCCCACCCUUUGACUAUUUAUGAAUGAAAAUCUUUGUAACUUAACAUUUUUAAUGAAAGAAAAUGAACAUUU
Molecule: messenger RNA, 1856 nt
Organism: Marmota monax (woodchuck)
Lineage: Eukaryota; Metazoa; Chordata; Mammalia; Rodentia; Sciuridae
Gene: Neu1
Product: neuraminidase 1
Exons: 6
Coding region: 90-1340 (416 amino acids)
Biological process (GO): oligosaccharide catabolic process; ganglioside catabolic process
Cellular component (GO): lysosome; cytoplasm; membrane
Molecular function (GO): exo-alpha-sialidase activity
Source: RefSeq, a predicted model, not a curated record